AUGCUGUCUAAUAGCUCCCGUCUCCUCCGCAGUCGGCUAUCCCCAUGCGCCAGGCAAAGCAUCAACAGCAGCCUGUACAAUGGGCGCAUCCCUACACUCACUCACAACGCCUAUUACUCAACACAUUUGAAGGGUAGUCGGUCCCUCAUUGGCAUUGGCACCUCAAUCAAGAAUGCCUUGCCAACACAAGCCCUAGUCCGUCACAACUCGCAAUUGCAAUCACCCGCAACACAAUCCGUCCAGGCAAACGCGGAGAAUAAUCCAGCCACUCACUACACCCCUCCACAAACCGGCAUAAUCGCAUCCUUGCCGAGCUCAUGGAUACCAUAUGCAGAAUUGGUGCGACUGGAUAAACCCACGGGCACAUACUACCUCUUCUUCCCCACACUCUUUUCUACCCUUCUGGCUGCGCCAAUGGCCGGGGCAACACCGCUCCAUGUCCUGGGCACAGCAGCACUGUUCUUCUCCGGUGCGCUGAUCAUGCGCGGUGCAGGCUGCGCGAUCAACGACUUGUGGGACCGAAACCUGGAUCCUCACGUCGAGCGCACAAAAUUUCGACCCAUUGCCAGGGGUGCCCUCUCGCCCAAAAAGGCGGUCCUCUUCACGGGUUCACAGCUGAUUGCUGGUUUGGGUGUACUCCUUUCAUUCCCUACUCAGUGUCUUUGGUAUGGGAUUCCUAGCUUGCCUAUCGUGGUAGCCUAUCCCCUUGCCAAGCGCGUAACCAAUUACCCGCAGGCUGUCUUGGGUCUUGCGUUUUCAUGGGGAGCGAUUAUGGGAUUCCCAGCGUUGGGGGUGGAUCUGCUUGCUAAUCAUGAUGCUUUGAUGGCGGCAGGAGCCCUUUACUCCAGUUGCAUUGCUUGGACAGUUCUGUACGAUAUGAUCUAUGCACACAUGGAUAUUAAAGACGAUGUCAAGGCUGGCAUCAAGUCCAUUGCUCUCCGCCAUGAGCACAACACCAAGGCUGUCCUGAGCGGCCUGGCGGUGACCCAGGUUUCGCUCCUUGCGGCUGCCGGUGUUGCUGCUGGAUGCGGUCCGGUGUUCUUCGUCGGCAGCUGCGGCAGUGCCGCGUUGUCCCUUGGUCUCAUGAUUUGGAAGGUCCAGUUGAAGAGCGUUCGGAACUGCUGGUGGUGGUUCAAGAACGGAUGUUUGCUGACCGGUGGAGGAAUCUCCUUGGGCUUGCUCGCUGAGUAUGCGGCGCAGUACCUUGGUUUGUACAAUAAGGCGGAGCCAGAGGCCAUGGUGGCCGAGCUCGCACAAUAA
This is a messenger RNA of Penicillium bovifimosum, 1260 nucleotides long. RefSeq names its product putative para-hydroxybenzoate-polyprenyltransferase Coq2. The coding region runs from base 1 to 1260 and encodes 419 amino acids. Gene Ontology annotation, biological process: ubiquinone biosynthetic process. NCBI's taxonomy places the organism in Eukaryota, Fungi, Ascomycota, Eurotiomycetes, Eurotiales, Aspergillaceae. Gene Ontology annotation, molecular function: 4-hydroxybenzoate polyprenyltransferase activity. Gene Ontology annotation, cellular component: mitochondrial inner membrane. The transcript has a single exon. The record is from RefSeq and is a predicted model, not a curated record.